AUGGUCGCGGGCUGGAGCGAUGCCGGCCAGCGGUACCACGAGAUGCUGUCGGCGCCCAUCGAGUUUGGGGACACGGACGCGCCCCCGGGCGGGCGGCGGCUGCUCUCGCGGCGGCUCAGCGCCUCGGGGGGCGACAGCGGCAAGUGGGGCUUCCAGGACCUAGGCGAUGGUGGAACAUCCGGCGACUACUCCGACAAGGUGAAGCAGAACCUCGCGAACUUGCACAAGAAGGCCUGCGACGCGAAGCCGCUGAAGUACCAGCUCGGGGCAGGGAUGACCUUCAUCGAGAAGAUGCAGAACAUAAUGAUGCCCAUGUCGAUGCCAAUGCUGGGGGAAGACUCGUCGCCGGACUGGACCUCCGAGCCGAUCUCCAUCUGGAAGCUCGGGAAAGGGAACGAGUCGGGAGAAGAGGGCAAGGACCUGAAGGAGCUGCUGCCGAAGAGCGUAUGCGCAGGUGGAGUCUGUAAUGGGAUGCUGCCUGGAUGCCACAAGACUCAGGUGAACCCGAUCGCUAUCAAGCAGAUCGUAUUCAAGCUGGACCGGAACUUCAAGUGGAACGCUAAUCGCUCAGGGAAGAAGGGCGGGCUCCAAGUGAGCCCGAAGAUGCGCAACGCCAUUGCGUACGCGCUGGCGCUGUUCCCCUCGGCGGUGCAGGUGGCCAACAGGCAGUCCAAGUCGGCAGCGGGGAGCACGCCAGGAGGCGCCGCUGCCUCUGGAGACAGCGGGUCUUCCUCCUCGGGCACCGCGACGCUCCGCGAGACCCUGGACAGCGCCAUGGACCUGUGGCGCAAGGCCCCCCGCCGCUUGGCCGCGGACGAGGCCGUCUUCGAGCCCGAGGAGGCCGAGGUGGAGGAGGACGUCGGGCCGUUCGAUUCGUUCACCGUGGACAUCCUUGAGCCCAUGCACUACACGCUGACUCGGGAGUACCUCCAGACCCUGAUCGACAGGGGGACCCUCCGCCUGCAGGACGGCCGCGAGGCGGAGCUGGGGCCGAUCGGCAUCCGCGGCUUCGAGCUGCUCGGGGAGGGCGAGGCAAGCCCGCCGUCGCGCCCCCCGGCGGUGGUCGGCGCCGCUGAGCGGCUGCCGGAGCAGGCGCUCACGCGCUUCUCGGAUAACCAGGGCUCCUUGCCGAUGUUUGUAGGGCUUGCCGCCGGGGCGGCGGCGGCCUGCGUGGCCGCGGCGGCCGUCACGCUGUCCUUGAGGCGCCACGGGUGCCGCGUGCGCUACAUGGCAGUGAGAGCCUCGUUCCAGGAGGACACCCACAUCUUCUCCUGA
Prorocentrum cordatum is the source of this 1275-nucleotide messenger RNA. The record is from the annotation of a GenBank genome assembly. NCBI's taxonomy places the organism in Eukaryota, Dinophyceae, Prorocentrales, Prorocentraceae.